AUGAUGCAAAAGGUAGUGACCUACAUGGUAGGCUUGGUGCUGGUGGCAGGCGUGGUCGCCCUGGUUUCAGGCGAUAUCAGUCACCAUGUAAAGAGUUCUCUGCACCACCCACUACAUCACCAUGCUGCUCCAAAACAUCAUGUAGCCCCUGUACACCUUGCUACCCCAGUGCACCAUGCUACACCUGUACACCAUGCUACUCCUGUACAUCAUGCUGCCCCUGUAUACCAUGCUGCCCCUGUACAUCAUGCUGCUCCUGUGCAUCACGGAAAAGGAUAUGCUCCUGCUUAUCCUGAUACGCCUGCACACUACGCCUAUGAGUACGCCGUCAACGACGACUACGCCGGCACCCACUUCGGCCACUCGGAGGCUCGCGACGGCUACAACACGGACGGCAAGUACUUCGUGCACCUCCCCGACGGCCGCGUCCAGACCGUCACUUACUACGCCGACGAGACUGGCUACCACCCCACCGUCUCCUACGAGGGGACGGCUCACUACGACGCCCACGCAGCCGUCCCUCACCACGCCCUUGCCAAGGCUUACCACGCCCCUGAACCAGCAUACCACGCCCCUGAGCCAGCAUAUCACGCACCAGUUGCGGAUACCACAAAAGUGACCUUCAUCGGUCAACGCAAGCGGCACGGCAGCUAUAUAAAAAGGGCGGCCCUUCUCAACCUCAACAUGAUGCAAAAGGUAGUGACUGUAGGCUUGGUGCUGGUGGCAGGCGUGGUCGCCCUCGUUUCAGGCGAUAUCAGUCACCAUGUUAAGAGUUCUGUGCAUCACCCACUACAUCACCUUGCGGCUCCACUACAUCAUGUAGCUCCUGUACACCAUGCUGCCCCAGUGCACCAUGCUACUCCUGUACAUCACGGAAAAGGAUAUGCCCCUGCUUAUCCUGAUACGCCUCCACACUACGCCUACGAGUAUGCUGUUAACGACGACUACGCCGGCACCCACUUCGGCCACUCGGAGGCUCGCGACGGCUACAACACGGAGGGCAAGUACUUCGUGCACCUCCCCGACGGCCGCGUCCAGACCGUCACUUACUACGCCGACGAGACUGGCUACCACCCCACCGUCUCCUACGAGGGGACGGCCCACUACGACGCCCACGCAGCCGUCCCUCACCACGCCCCUGUCAAAGCAUACCACGCCCCUAAACCAGCAUAUCACGCCCCUGAACCAGCAUAUCAUGCUCCAGUUUUACCCACCUAUCAUGUCUAA
Penaeus indicus is the source of this 1227-nucleotide messenger RNA. RefSeq names its product histidine-rich protein PFHRP-II-like. The record is from RefSeq and is a predicted model, not a curated record. NCBI's taxonomy places the organism in Eukaryota, Metazoa, Arthropoda, Malacostraca, Decapoda, Penaeidae. Gene Ontology annotation, cellular component: extracellular matrix. Bases 1 to 1227 code for a protein of 408 amino acids. The transcript is spliced from 6 exons.